Penicillium atrosanguineum is the source of this 1617-nucleotide messenger RNA. RefSeq lists its product as uncharacterized. Gene Ontology annotation, molecular function: flavin adenine dinucleotide binding; oxidoreductase activity, acting on CH-OH group of donors. Bases 1 to 1617 code for a protein of 538 amino acids. The record is from RefSeq and is a predicted model, not a curated record. The transcript is spliced from 2 exons. Lineage: Eukaryota; Fungi; Ascomycota; Eurotiomycetes; Eurotiales; Aspergillaceae.
AUGAGAUUCUUCCGCGCUGUGGCUGCGGUGACUGCCAUUGGCACUGUCUCUGCCUCCUUCCAGAACAACACCUAUGACUACAUUAUCGUUGGCGGCGGACCUUCUGGUAUUAUCACAGCCGAACGCAUUGCUGAGGCCGGAAAGAAAGUCCUUCUUCUGGAGCGCGGCUACGGCCCGACAGUCUCCACAGGUUCCAAUGAAACCCUGGUGUGGAAUAACACUCUGACCGGAAUCGAUGUUCCUGGUCUCUCCGGCGAUAUCGGCAGCCUCCCUCAGUGGAAUCAGUACGUCUGCACGGAUACUGCAGGUCAAGCUGCGUGCGUUCUCGGUGGCGGUGUAACGGUGAACUAUAUGGUUUUCGUGCAUCCCCCAGAGCGCGAUUUCAAUGACAAAUGGCCCCAAGGAUGGAAGUGGAAUGAUGUGAAGUCGGCUGCAAGCCGGUUGUAUGAGCGUAAUCCCGGUUCAACCCUCCCAUCGCAGGACGGUGAGCUGUAUGAUCAAGCCCUGUACUCCACACUGAAGGCCUUCUUUAGCAACCUUGGAUGGACUUCAGUUGACAUGAGUGAGCAACCGAAUGAGAAGUAUCAGGUGUACAGCCACCCUGCAUGGAACAUCAAGGAUCAGAAGCGCGCCGGUCCACUUCGAACAUACCUUCCUCUCGCCGAGCAAUACGAUAACUUCCAGCUUAGCAUGGGUACGAAAGUUCUCCGGCUCAUGAGGACCAAUGGCCAGAUAACGGGUGUCGAGGUCGAAUUUGCAUCUGGUGAGACGGAAAUUAUCACUUUGCCCCAUCAUGGCCGCGUGAUUCUCUCUGCGGGUGCUUUAUCUACCCCUCGUGUCCUGUGGAAUUCUGGUAUUGGCCGAAAGGCGCAACUCGAGGUCGCCCAACAGAGCGGCAUCAAUCUUCCAAACGAACAGGAAUGGAUCGACCUCCCUGUCGGCGAGGGUUUGAAGGAUCACCCUAUCUUUCCCUUUGUUGUGAAAACCAAUGGCUCUUUUACUAUACCUGACUACCCUGCGAUCGUUAAUGGCUCGGAUACAGCUGAUAUCUCGCUCUAUCGCGAGGGAGAUGGCGUCCUUUCCCAAGGCAAGCACCGCAUGAUUUUCUUCACUGCCAACGACGUGGAUGGCCAAACCCGUUACUACCAGGGAUCCUGUGCUCCUUCUGCCGAAAACACUGUUUCCAUCACCGCCUACAUGACCCACGGCGCUACAUCCUCUGGUGUCUUGGGUCUGGAUGUUGAUGGCAACACAAUAUUCCUCAAAUCUCCUUACCUCAACACCCAGGGUGAUCAGACAGCGGCGCAAAGCUUUGUCCAGGGCUUGAUUGACGAUGUGAAGACCGCGGGAUGGGAGCUAGAGACCUACCCGAAUGCCUCUUCUAUUAUUGAGAACUACACGCAAGGUGUUCACUGGACAAGCACUGCCAUGAUCGGUAUCGAUGACGGACGCAAGCUUGGCGGUUCAUCCGUGGUUGAUCUUGACACCAAGGUUUAUGGCACGAACAACCUGUUCAUUGUCGAUGGAAGUAUUCACCCCGACCUUCCUUCCGGCAAUAUCCAGGCUACCAUCAUGGUCGUUGCCGAGGCUGCGGUCGCUAGAAUCCUUGCACUGUAG